Molecule: messenger RNA, 930 nt
Organism: Encephalitozoon intestinalis ATCC 50506
Lineage: Eukaryota; Fungi; Microsporidia; Unikaryonidae
Exons: 1
Coding region: 1-930 (309 amino acids)
Source: RefSeq, a predicted model, not a curated record
AUGGAUCUGGAAAAGCUUCUAGGGGCGUUCCGGAGCAGAAUGGAGGAGAAAAGGUUUCCCUUUAUAACAUCAUCAAUGUUGUCUCUAGGAGUUGGGAUUGCUAUCCUUGGAAGACCAAAUGGGGCCAAAGACAAAAGCAUUAUGGGAUACAUUAAACGGGCAAAAGAGAAGGCAUGCAGGUUUCUCCAAGAUCCAGAGCCAAAAACUCCUGUCUUACCUCCCCAAGAACGACCUAAACCUACAGUUAUAUUUGAUUGUAAGGAUUUUCUUAUAAAGAAGAGGUUCUCGUUUUUCAACCUUGACUUCCUAGUCACCAAGAGGGCAUUUACAGAUCUUUUUCUUUUCCAUAGUGCUCAUAUAUAUGAGCUGGUCCAUGUUUCGGAGUCGUCUGUGGGAUUUAGCAGGUUUCUGUUGAAUAGAAUUGAUCCCUACGGCUGCAUUUCUUAUAAGGUGUAUUGUAAAGACAAAAAGAUGUUUGGCAGCGAGCAUCUAAAUAGACCACUGGAAAAGGUUGUGGUUAUUUCAACAAAAGAAAACGAAUAUCACAAGGACUUUGAUGAAAACCUUCUAAGACUUGAAAAAUGGCGAGGAGGCCCUGAAUACGGGCUUCUGGAUCUUCUGAACUUUCUUCACAAUCUUCACUUCACUGGGAUAAGUGAUUUUCGGGGCACACUAAAAUCAUACCUAGGAAAGAACUUCUACAGUGCUUUUGAAAGGGUCCAGAAAGGCAUAUUUGUACAGAGAAAUCUGUUUUCCUGGGAUGUGGAAAAAAGAUACAGAAGCAGAAUCAAGGAAAUCAAUGAGAAAAGAAUGAAGGACUUUGAAAAAGCAAAAAAGACCAUGGAUGCAGAUCUCCAAAAGAGAGGUGUGGAAGAGCAAAGUUCUGUUUUGGGUAACCUAUUCGAUUUGGUUAUCAAACUACUUAUCUAA